AUGGCCAGCGGAAGGACCACCCGCCUCCGUGCUACAACAGGUCUCUGGUGGCACAACGCAAAAGUGGAAGGCCAACCCAAACUGCAUCCGAAGGGAGACCUCCAGGCGCGAAGGAAACCACCGCCUCCGGUAGCACAACAGUCCUUCUGGUGGCCAACAACGGCCAAGUGGAGCACACCGCUCCGAAGGGAAGACCUCAAGCCAGCGAAGGACCCCGCCUUCCGCGGUGGCACAACAGGGGUCUCUGUGGCACAACGUCAAGUGGGAGCCACAACCGCAUCCGAAGGGGAGACCUCAGUAAGCGGGGAAGGAACCCCGCUCCGGUGGCAGCCAACAGUCCUCCUGGUGGCACAACGGCAAGUGAAGCCACAACCCUCCGAAAGGGAGACCUCAGGCGCGAAGGAAACCGCCUUCCGGUGGCACAACAGUCUCUGGUGGCAACAACAGCAAGUGGGGCCGCAAACCGCAAUCCGAAGGGGAGGACCUCCGGCAGCGAAGGAAACCACCGGCCCUCCGGUGGCACAACAGUCCUCUGGUGGCCCAACGGCAAGUGGGGCACAACCGCAGGAUGCCGAAGGGGAGACCUCAGGCAGUGCGAAGGAACCACCGCCUCCGUUUGGCCACAUUCUGGUGGCACAACCGUCAAGUGAGCCACAACCGCAUCCGAAGGGAGACCUCAGGCAGCGAAGGAACCACCGUCCUCCGGUUGGCACAAAGUCUCUGGUGGCAACAACGGCACUGGUAGCCACAACCCGCAUCCGAAGGGUGAGACCUCAUCGGCGAGCGGAAGGAACCACCCGCCUCCGGUGGCACAACAGUCUCUGGUGGCACAACUGGCAAGUGGUAGGCCACAACCGCAUACCGCAAGGGGGAGACCUCAGGCAGCGAAGGAAACCUACCCCGCCUCCGGUUGGGGCGACAAACGGAGUCCUCUGGUGGCCACAACGGCCAAGUGGAAUCCACAACCCUCGCAUCCGAAAGGGAGACCUCACAGGCAGCGAAGGAACCACCCGCCGUCCGUUGGCACAACAGUCCUCUGGUGGCACAAACUCAAGUGGGGAGCCACAACCGCAUCCUAAAGGGGUGAGGACCUCAGGCAGCGAAGGAACCACCGCCUCCGGUGGCACGCAAGUCUCUGGUGGCACAACGGCCAAGUUGGGAGCCAAACCAACCGCAUCCGAAGGGGAGACCCUCAGGCAGCGAAGGAACCCUCCCGCCUCCGGGAUGGCACAACAGUCUCUUGGUUGGCACAACGGCAAGUGGAGGCCACAACCGCAUCCGAAGGGGAGACCUCAGGCAGCGAAUGGAACCACCGCCUCCGUUGCACAACCAUCUCUGGGCCACAACGCAAGUGGAGCCACAACCUGCAUCCAAGGGAGACCUCAGGCAAGCGAAGGAACCCACCUACGCCUUCCGGUGGUGCACAACAGUUCUCUGGUGGUACAACGGCAAGUGGAGCCCACCAACCGCAUCCGAAUGGGAGACCUCAGGCCAGCGAAGGACACCGCUCCGUGUGGCACACAGUCCCUCUGGUGGCACAACGGCAAGUGGAGCCACAACCGCAUCCGAAGGGGAGACCUUCAGGCAGCGAAGGAACCACCGCCUCCGGUGGCACAACAGUCUCUGGUGGCACAACGCAAGUGGAGCCACAACCUGCAUCGCGAAGGGGAACCUCAGGGCAAGCGAAGGAACUCACCGCCUCCGGUGGCACAACAGUCUCUGGUGGCGCACAACGCCGCAUCCGAGGGGAGACCUCAAGGCAGCGAAGGAACCACAGCCUCCGGAAUGGCACAAGGCAAACAGUCUCUGGUGGCAUCAACGCAAGUGGAGCCACAACCGCAUCCGAAGGGAGGAACCUCCAGGGCCAGCGAAGGAACCACCGCCUCCGUUGGCCAACGUCUCCUGGUGGCACAACGGCAGUGGAGCCACAACCGCAAGCCCGAAGGGGAGGAACUCAGGCAGGCGAAGGAACCACCGCCUCCGAUGGCACAACAGUCCUCUGGUGCACAAAACGGCAAGUGGGCCACAACCGCAUCCUAA
Messenger RNA from Macrobrachium nipponense, 2040 nucleotides. RefSeq lists its product as uncharacterized. The transcript is spliced from 2 exons. The record is from RefSeq and is a predicted model, not a curated record. The coding region runs from base 1 to 2040 and encodes 679 amino acids. Lineage: Eukaryota; Metazoa; Arthropoda; Malacostraca; Decapoda; Palaemonidae.